AUGACAACAUCAUCUUCUUAUGCAAUUGGUGUCGAUGUUGGAACAGGAAGUGUUCGGUGCAUGAUUUUUGAUGAUAAAUGGAUACCUGUCGUUCAAUAUAAGAAACCGAUUUGUAUAUAUCAUUCAUCAUCUGCUCCACUUGAAUAUGAACAAUCAUCAACUGACAUUUGGCAAGCAAUUUGUUAUUGUGUUCGAAAAUGCUUCGAACUUGGAUCAUUUACAUCUGAACAAAUAGGACUUAUUCGUUCGAUUGGUUUUGAUGGCACGGGUUCACUUGUUGUUGUUGAUGAAAAAUAUGAACCUGUUAGUGUUUCUCGUUCGGGUAAUAAUGAACAAAAUAUAAUUAUGUGGCUUGAUCAUCGGGCACAUGCUGAGCCAGCUAUAAUUAAUUCAAGUUCAGAUGAAGUGUUAAAAUAUUUUGGUGGUAAAAUUAAUCCUGAAAUGCAACCAGCAAAAAUAAUGUGGCUUAAACGUAAUUUAGCUAAUGAGCAAUGGACACGUGCACAUUUUUUUGCUUUACCUGAUUAUUUACAUUUUCGUGCAACUAAACAAUUCGAUCGAUCAAUUUGUUCAUCUGUAUAUAUAUGUUAUCGUUCAUCGGAAACUAAACAUGGAUGGGACGAAAAGUUUUGGAUGAAAUUAGAUUUAGGUGAUUUAAUGGAAAAUAAAGGUGAAAAAUUAG
This is a messenger RNA of Rotaria sordida, 682 nucleotides long. The record is from the annotation of a GenBank genome assembly. Lineage: Eukaryota; Metazoa; Rotifera; Eurotatoria; Philodinida; Philodinidae.